GGUUAGCUGGAGUGAGCAGAAUGAGGAGAGUUAGGGCUGUGAUGGCUCUGGCUUCCUUGUGGUGCCAUCAGGAUGCUUACCGUAGGUCCUUUGCUCAAUCUGUGCUGAGGUUCUUAGGCUUCAUCUUCUGGGGUGCUGCUGUAGCUCAUAUGUUUGGUGGAGUUGCAGUGAUCCUGAUUUUCAAGAACUACAGAUAUUUGUUUCAGGAGGCUUACUUGUCUCUCCCUGGUUGGUUGGCUCUUGUAACUGCACUUAUAUUGCUACCUACUGGAGUUUUGGCUGUCUCUAUUUCUGUUAAGAGUUCCUGCAAUCAGCAAGGGACUUUGAUGUACUUGCUGCUGCUCCUUCUUUGCUUAGAAAUGUCUUCAGUAGCUCUGGCACGUUCCUACUGUGUUAGGACAGCUUCUCCGCUGGAAAGUGCUAUCAGUUACCUUGUUCACCAGCACAACUGGACAUGCUCUCAGGAUCCUGGAAGCAGUGCUGUGGAUGAGAUACAGAGGAAGCUGCACUGUUGUGGGGUCCACAACUACACAGACUGGCUAAAGGCAUCAUCUCUGCAUCAUCCAACUUGUGUCCCUGAAAGCUGCUGUAAGGAGAAGCAUUCCCUCUGCAGGGGAGACUUAGGCCAUGUGGAGCAGCUUUCUGAGGAAGGCUGUCUAAAGAAGCUGGAAGACCAGUUGUGUUUUUCUAUGCUCUACAUUUUUUGGUCUUGUAUUGUGCUAAGCAUCCUGGAGAUCUUGGCUGCUGUCAGCAAUUGCAUCCUCAUGAGACGUCAGCCAUUCCGUGAACUUAGUAUGCUGGACUCGUAUGUCUUCUCACAGUACUAUAUGUACUAGCUGCUUUGCUGGACCUUUUCCUACAUGUUUCCUUGGCUUUUUACUACUUUGUUGUUGCAUUGGAAGAAAAUUUUUAAAAAUUAUAUAAAUAAUAAUAAUAAUAAUGAAUCAAACUAAUUGAUCACUGUUGGAUUUUUUUUUUCUUUAGUGUCAUGAUCUUGGAUCAGUUUUCCCACAGGUUAUUUUUCAAUAAGCAUUGUUUAUGUGAAAAUCUUCUAGGGACAAGUCUUCAGCUUGUGCAGACACAAAACCACUGUACGUGAGUGCAGGGGAAGGAAGCAGUAAGAAAAGGUGUAUCUGGCUCAGGGCAACUUGUUGUGAGGUCGUGAGCUUUUGGACUGCAUCUUAACUGUACUAGAAUCUUGCAGAGCAAUUAAUGUGCGAACUUGUGUUGGAAG
Messenger RNA from Zonotrichia albicollis (white-throated sparrow), 1234 nucleotides. Its product is annotated as tetraspanin-3-like. The record is from RefSeq and is a predicted model, not a curated record. Gene Ontology annotation, cellular component: plasma membrane. Lineage: Eukaryota; Metazoa; Chordata; Aves; Passeriformes; Passerellidae.